UACAUGGUCCGAGAGCUGCUGCAGGACUUUCAGAUGAACUGUCUGCAAGUGUCGGACAGUCCUUACGACGAAGACGUGGCGAACACUCUGCCUAUGAAGCAUUACGAAUUUCCGACCGGCUACAACGAUGAUUUCGGAUCCGUGAGGCUCAUGAUACCCGAAGCUCUCUUCGAUCCCAGCAACGUUAAGGGUGUGGGCGCGAGUAUUUUGGGAGUCGGCCCUCUUGUCACCACGAGUGUCGGAAUGUGCGACAUGGAUAUCAGACCAAGUCUGUAUGGCAGCGUGGUGGUGACUGGCGGCAAUUCUUGUCUUCAAGGAUUUAGCGAGAGACUGAAUCGGGACUUGGGCAGUAAGACCCCUCCGAGCAUGAGACUGAAAAUAAUUAGCGCGAACAGCUCGAGCGAGCGACGUUAUGGUGCCUGGAUCGGCGGCUCGAUCCUCAGCUCCUUGGGCUCGUUCCAACAAAUGUGGCUGUCGCGUCAGGAGUACGAGGAAUCCGGCAAACUUAUUUUGGAAAGAUGCGCGUAAUUCAGUAAUGAAAAAAUUUUUUAAAUCACGGUACAAAAAACGGACGCUCUCCGUUUUCAGUAGAUUGAUUACCUUCUUAUUUAGGCUUUUGUUAAUAAUCGCUUCCCAAAUAACACAAAAGUCUAAAACUUUUGAUUUAAAUGAAAAUUAGAAUAUUUUUGCGACAUUUUUUGAACAUUUCAUUUGCCAGAACAAUCAUUUUAUGAAUUAGUAUGAGAGAAGAUGGACUCGUUAAUUUAGUCUAAAUCGUAAAUACUAAUCAAACGUCUUACGUAAACGUUACAAGCGAUUUACAUAAAGAUUGACGUAAUGGCGACGGUGUAAUGUAAGCCGUCCUCGUGAGCAACAACCAUCAAACUCGUUUUGAAGCGCCUAAAAAUUUAAUAAGGAUACUGCUAAAGCAUUAUUAAUAAAAAAAAAACCGUAAAUAAUGUGCUAAGGUUUUUUCGCGAUCUGCGAGAAAUGACUUUUCACGACAAAGCAUCAUACACAAUGUUUUCUCGCGACCUCGCGCACUUGUAAUGAGAAAAAAGUGCGAUUAAUCAAAAGCAUCCUGUAUAACACGUAAAUCGCGAGUAUAAGCAAUGUUUAAUCGACAACUCGCUUAGACGCCUAAUUAGAUAGACGUAUAUAAAUAUAACACGCGCGGCUUAUAAGAAUACAGUUCCUAAUUGCUCCGUGAAUCUUCUACACAUGGUAUCUUACAAUUAGAAGAGAAGAAUCACCUUUCCCGUUAAAGCCAUUCUAAAACAAAUAUAAAUUGAUACAAUUUAUCGCGUAGUAGACUUUCAUUAUAUUUUAUCAGAUAUUUAUUUUUA
This is a messenger RNA of Temnothorax curvispinosus, 1346 nucleotides long. RefSeq names its product actin-like protein 6B. The record is from RefSeq and is a predicted model, not a curated record. The transcript has 3 exons. Gene Ontology annotation, cellular component: NuA4 histone acetyltransferase complex; SWI/SNF complex. The coding region runs from base 4 to 528 and encodes 174 amino acids. Gene Ontology annotation, biological process: regulation of transcription by RNA polymerase II; nervous system development. Gene Ontology annotation, molecular function: chromatin binding. Lineage: Eukaryota; Metazoa; Arthropoda; Insecta; Hymenoptera; Formicidae.